AUGGCCUCGCCCCUCCGCAUGAUUCCAAAGGCCGCCACUAUUGACUGGCGUCCCCGUGGUGAGUAUAUGACCCUGAACAACGUUACAGACCCAGACCGCUAUCCAGUCCUGCAUUUUCGAGAUUUUGUCAGUGCUCUGUUCGGCAGGUCUGUAUUCUCGAAGAUCGAUCUGGUUCGUGCUUUCCACCAAAUUCCUAUCGUCCCAGAGGACGUUUCGAAAACGGCCGUUACCACUCCAUUUGGCCUCUUUGAGUUCCUACACAUGAUGCUUGGACUCUGCAACGCCUCCCGGACUUUUAGAGGUUCGUAGACAGAGCACUUCGCGGCCUGCCAUUUGCCUACGCCCAUAUCAACGACAUUUUGUUAGCUAGCCCCACCGCCGAAGAACACAUGGGGCACCUUGCAACGGUGUGUGACCGCCUUUGACAGCUUGGUGUUGUUCUCAACCCGUGUAAUUGCAUCUUCGGUGUGCCCUCCCUAGAAUUUCUUGGGCAUCUGGUUAACUCCAAGGACAUCCAUCCUCUCCCAUCGAAGGUUGCGGCUUCACUUGGUUUUCCACCUCCCUCGUCCAAACGUCAGCUGUAGCGAUUUCUGGGCAUAGGGAAUUUCCACCACCGGUCCCUAUCGAACUGUGCCGACACUAUCCUGCCGCGCACGAGCUCCCUAUUGGCUCCCAAAGGUUCGUUCGAGUUGUCUGCAGACGCCCUCGCUGCUUUUGACAAGGUGAAGACUGCCCUGGCCGACGCGACCCUCUUGACGCAUUUUCUGCUGAUGCUCCAAUCGCCUCAUGGUUGAGGCCUUCAAUGUUGCAGUAGGCUCACUUCUCUAACAGCACCUUGCGGGUUACAUCAAACCCUUGACUUUCUUUCCCAUGAAGUUGUCACCUGCCGAGACGCGCUAUAGCACAUUUCAAAUGGGAGCUUCUUGCUGUGUUCCUUGCCGUGAAACUCCUCCGGCACUUCUUUGAGGGCUGGGACUUCACCGUGUUCACGAAACACAAGCCCCUCUCAUUUGCUCUCAAAUCCACUUCUGGCAAGCGCAACCCCCGGGAAAGUUGUUAACUGGACUGCAUCUCGCAAUUUAUCCCGGACAUCUGCCACAUCGACGGGCCACGCAAUGAGGUGGCUGACGCACUGUCCAGGUCCUCCAUCGGACACCUCCAACUUUCUCCCGGGAUCGACCCAGCUGAGAUGGCUGCCAAUCAGCGCCGUGUUGGUUCUCCCUGUUACGACGACUUUUCCGGACUCCGACUCCAAGACUUGCAACUGACUACUUGCAACGCACCAUUCUAUGCGACGUCCUCACCACUUCCCACCGCCCCUUUGUGCCGCCAUCCCUGCGCCGCAAAGUCCCUUCCUUCCUGCACAACCUUUCUCACUCUGGGAGUCGAGCUACCGGCAAGCUGGUUCCCGACCGCUUCACCUGGCCUGGGAUGCACAAGGACCUGAAAGCAUGGAUACGGGGGUGUCUCGGCUGUUAACCGAGUAAGGUUUGACGGCACAACGAAGCUCCUAUCGGCACCUUCUCCACUACGGAUGCAUGCUUCACUCAUGUCCAACUGGAUAUCAUAGGCCUUCUGACAUUGUCCAGUGGCUGUUCCUAUCUCCUCACUUGCGUAGGCCGAUUCACCCGGUGGUCGGAAGCUGUCUAUCUGCCUGACGCUAUUACAACAGUCGUCAAGGUCUUCCUCGGUCGGUGGGUUGCCAUUUUCGGUACUCCCUCCACUAUCACGACUGACCGCGGUGCCCAAUUUGAAUCUAACCUCUUCCAGUCUCUUCUCCCCUUAGGCUGUUCUUGCAUCCGCACCACAGUGCGUCAUCCGGCAGCCAACGGGAUGAUCGAGCGGUUUCACCGCCAUCUGAACGCCUCCCUAAGCGCCGCGGACGAUCUGGAAACUAGGACGGACCACCUCCCACUGAUAAUCUUUGGCAUCCGCCCCUCUCUGAAGUCGGACCUUGGCUGUUCCGCCGCUGAACUCAUGUUAAGCAACGCCAUCCGACUUCCCUGUCAAAUGAUCUCGUCAACCCCGCGAGGUGCGGCCGAAGAUCCUACCAACCUCUUGCACUGUCUCCGGCAAUUCAUAUGGCCACUUUUCCCGGUCCCGCCCAGAACAUCUUUUUUGGGUCUUACCUGGAGAAAGACUUGGCGACAUUCUCCCACAUCUAUCUCCGAUGUGAUCGAGUCCGCUGGCCCCUGGAACGAUCAUACGACGCUCCCCACCGGGUUAUCUCUCGUGGGACGAAGAACUUUCUCACCCAACGCGAAGUUCGCGAGGAGGUCAUGAGCGUAAACCGUCUCAAUGCUGCCGUCCGGACACUCCUCUGGAUGAGCCCUGUGCCCCUCUACCCCUACCCCACCUUCCCGAUCCCCUAUCCCUCUGUCCCGUAUACUCCCUCCUCCUACAUGUUCGUUUCCCCCAACUGCAACUAA
Molecule: messenger RNA, 2429 nt
Organism: Spirometra erinaceieuropaei
Lineage: Eukaryota; Metazoa; Platyhelminthes; Cestoda; Diphyllobothriidea; Diphyllobothriidae
Source: the annotation of a GenBank genome assembly